UUUGACACUGCAAAAAUAAUCAAAUUGCCAAUUUUUUUUUGGCAAUUGACCCAACUUCCCAUUAACACUUUCAAUUUCCCUCUCUUUCUUCACUCUCUCUCUUCCCAAAACCCAAAAACCCUUCCUCUCUCUAUUCACUGACACUCUCACUGUACUACUUCUAGUCUUCCUCCAAAAUCUUUUCAACUGCUCCCCAGAUGCUCGCUUUCUCUGAGUUCUGAAAUUCCCAAAUUGAAAAUUUACGAGGGAAAAAAAAGUAGUUUGAGGAGCCUGUGAUCGAAGAUGGCGCCGGGAAAAGUUAAGGCGGCUUUUAAAGCGAUGAAAGAUAUUGGAAUCCCAGAAGAAAAAACAAAACCUGCCCUGAAGAAGCUGCUAAAAUUGUUUGAUAAGAAUUGGGAUCUGAUUGAAGAAGAAAAUUAUAGAGUCCUUGCAGAUACUAUCUUCGAAUAUGAGGAUUCAGAGGCUGCAGAGAAAGAAAAAAAGAAGAUACCAGGAAAUGUUGAUCAAGGGGAGGCUUUUGAGGAAGCAGCUCCAGUGCAGGAUGAGGUGCAGGAUGAGCCCGAGAGGCCAUUGAAAAGGCUGCGCUUAAAACACCAAGGCCAAGCUGCACCUUCUAAUGGCCAACAUAGCCCCCCGUCUGCUUGUGCAUUGAAGACGCCUAAACUGGAGCCUGGCGAGUCAGAAAUUUCUCCCGGUCAGCGGACCCAACCUUUGACAGGAUCUCCUCAACCUGUUGUGUUUACGCGAAACAAGGGGAAACAACCUGUUUCGCCUCAAGUUAGUCAGAGAGAUAAAAGAACUGCACCUGAACGGGCAUCUCAAGCACUCCAGAUCAAAGAGCCAAGGGCUGAACCAGUCGUUAAUCCCAGGCAAAAACAGCCUAGUACAAUUUUAUUAAAACCCAAAGAUGAGCCAUUUACUGAGGACAUGAUAACACCUGCACCGCUUGCUGUAUUGCCUCCAGGCAGCACGCACAAGGAGGUUCCUUCAAAGUCUACUAAUCCAUCUGGGAGCCAGGCAGAAUCUACGCGUCCAGAAGUUCCUUCUAAUUCUGGUAAAUCAGUCUGCAGCCAAGAUGGUCAAGAAUCCUGGGCCUCUAAAUCUGUGGGCAUUAUUGAUAAAAGUUUGGGAACAUUGGCUUCACCAAAUGCUGAGAACCAUAUUCAGGAAGCUGAAGAUUCUCAGAAAACUUCAGCUAACAUAGACAUUGCAGCCUCAUCUCUUGGAGAGGUGAGGUUAUCUCUGAGCUGCAACCCUGGUCCAGAAGGGAAUGAUUUCUAUUUUCUGGAUUUACAAGUUGUCUUGAAAAAAGUUAAUGAUAAUUGUCUUACAAAGUACAAAAUCAUGGAUCCUGAAUUUUCUGUUAUAAAAGUUAUGGAGGAGUUUUGUGAAUGUGCUGGGAACCUGGGCACAAAAGCUAAUGCUGUGAAUCAAGAAGGGUCUAGUCAACAGGAUGCUGGGGUCAUUGACAGCAAUGGAACUGUGGCUGCCAUAAAUGCAGAAUCGUCUGAUAAUGUGGCUGCCACAACUGACAUGGCAGAACCUGAAGCUUCAAAUCCAACAUCAGCUACCAAUUGUGAAGCUACUGAUGAUCAUUGUGCUGAAAAGGAUUCUAAUAGCUUGGUGGUUGUUCAGCAGCAGCAGCUCAUCCCCUCCUCUCUUGAAAUUCUUGAUGUCACAAGUGACAUCUCAAGAGGCGUAGAAGCAAUUAAAGUUUCAGUAGAAAAGUCAAAUUGUGAUUCUUUACCAUUGUUUCACUAUAUUCCCCAAAAUGUCAUCUCACACAAUGCUGAUCUGAUUUUCUCUCUUGCUCAAAUUGGUGAUCAAGAUUGUUGCCAUUCGUGUGUUGGUGACUGCUUGGCAUUGUCCUCAUCAUGCAACUGUGCUCGACGUAAUGGCGGGGAGUCCUCUUACAAUUCAGACGGUCUUGUGAGGGAAGAGUUUUUGGACAAGUGUAUUUCAAUGGUUAAGAACCCUCAAAAAGACUACCUUGUUUAUUGUAAAGAGUGUCCCCUUGAACGAUUGAAGAAUGAGGAUAUGCUUGAUCCAUGCAAAGGCCACUUGAGACGGACGUUCAUUAAAGAAUGCUGGGCUAAGUGUGGCUGCAACAAGCACUGUGGAAAUAAAGUUAUACAACAUGGCAUAAGCCAUAACUUGCAGGUGUUCUGGACUGCAGAAGGGAAAGGUUGGGGUUUGAGGACACUGGAAGAUCUGCCAAAAGGGACUUUUGUUUGUGAAUACGUUGGAGAAAUUUUAACUAGUACAGAGCUCCAUAAGAGGAAUAUGAGAAGAAGCAAUGACAAGCAUUCAUAUGCAGUGCUACUUGAUACAGAAUGGGGUACAAGAGCUUUAAAAGAAUCAGAAAUUCUCUGUUUGGAUGCCUCGGUGUAUGGAAAUGUGGCAAGGUUUAUUAACCAUAGGUGUUCGGAUGCAAACUUGAUUGAAAUCCCUGUUGAAGUGGAGACUCCCAAUCACCACUACUAUCAUGUUGCAUUGUUUACAACAAGAGCAGUUAAUGCUUUCGAAGAAUUGACAUGGGAUUAUGGUGUUGAUUUUGAUGAUGGUGAACAUCAUAUCAAAGCAUUCCGGUGUCUUUGUGGCAGCAAUUUUUGUCGCAACAUGAAACGAUCCAGCAGAUCUAGGUCUACCUUAACUUUACAAUAAAAGCUUGUUGAAAAGCUGAGGAUUGAGCUUGUUAGCUUUUGACAUCAUCUGUUGCUGAUAUAUGAUCAAUUGACUCUAAUUUUGCUGUUUUGCAACUGACUGACCUAGUGGUUAGACUGUAAUAUUUAGGACAAGUGAGUAUGCAAUGCAAAGCAGCGUUGUCUUUAUGUACAGUGAUCAAUGGGCAUGCAUGCCCAUAGCAUUUUGGAUUGACUAGUAAAUGCAUUGCUAAGUAGUCGCAGAAUAAUCUGUUAGGUUUGCUUAGACAUGAAAGUCUAGAAAAAAUGUGCAGCUAUCUUUUAUUUUGGCCUAAGCUAAUAGCUUCUGGUAGAAACUGUAUAUUAGUCCAUGAAAAUUGGUCAUUAGGAUGUUGGGAUUGUUGUUUUUUCAGUGUUAAAUUAAUCCUGUUCAGAUUCUACUUUCA
Molecule: messenger RNA, 3088 nt
Organism: Chenopodium quinoa (quinoa)
Lineage: Eukaryota; Viridiplantae; Streptophyta; Magnoliopsida; Caryophyllales; Amaranthaceae
Product: probable inactive histone-lysine N-methyltransferase SUVR2
Exons: 11
Coding region: 283-2664 (793 amino acids)
Cellular component (GO): nucleus
Molecular function (GO): histone methyltransferase activity; zinc ion binding; protein binding
Source: RefSeq, a predicted model, not a curated record